UUCAGCUAGUUUGGUUGAGAGCAUUAAAGUUUACUUCGUGUUUUCCUUUUCAUUUAGAAUGUAAACCUGGUUGUGGAGGAAGGCACAUAGCCCACAAACCACUUGCCAGUGCCAUGGACCUGAACGUAAUUUAUGAAACAAACAUAUCGUCCAUUAAAUAUGUCGCUUAUAUCGGUGAAACUAAGGGCAGCAUAACUUCAUUAUCUGUGGCGUUUUAAUGCUCAUCGACUUUGGCGCCAUGAUUUGGGACCUGCGGAUGGUAACGGGCUGUCGUAGGUGGACUUCAUGAACCUCCUCGAGCUCUGUUUGUAUGAAGAGUAACGUUAGUUUAGCUUAUCCUUUUUUUCUCGCUAAUUGUAAUUUGUUUUUAGCAUGGAUUUCUUAAACAUGUGGCUACAUUAUUAGUGUAUGUGUUAAUAGUGUACGUUACCAUUACGUUUAUGUCUACCUCAGGUAGAUAUGAAGUUUGUGUUUAUAUUGCCUGUGUAUGUCAGUGAGACUUCAUGUGUGGGAUAGAGAAGCGCAAGGAUGGCCCCUGAUACAGUGCAGACAGUGCACUCGUGGCUGCGAAGCCGCUGGCAGGUGUGUGUGCCCGAGGGCUGGCUGCAGGCAUGUGUGGAGUGGCUGCAGCAGGAGGCAGGCGGUCGACCCCUGGCCCUUGCACAACUGCAGCAGCAGGCGUUUGAGCAGUGGUUGCAGACAGACCUGCGUAGCCUGGGCAUGUCGUCACUGCCAGCUUCUGUUAGCGAGGCUGUGAAAACAGUGCUGCAGGGAAACGUCUGCGUGCAGCUGGACUCCCUGCAGGAUGUCAGCCAGCCAGCGUACACACAGCUCCAACGUCUCCGGGGGAAUGACCGUGCCAACGACCAGGUGGGCGACUUCACCCAGGUGACACAGCGGCCGUGGGAGGCGGCCCCCACACGAAUGCUGAUGCUGCAGCUGACUGACGGUGUGCAGAGUGCGCAGGCGAUGGAGCACAAGCCUGUGCCACAGCUGAACACCGGCUUGCCCGCGGGCACCAAGCUGCUGCUGCGGGGGCCCAUAACAUGCAGGCUGGGCGUGCUGCUGCUCGGGCCUCAGAAUGUUCAGGUGCUCGGGGGAGAGGUGGAGGAACUUCUGCACACCAACACUCAGGCCGGUGUGUUGAGCCGAGCCCUUGGUCUUCCCGAGGCCGAGCCAGCUGCAGAGGAGGCGGAUGGGGUCUCCCAGGAGAGGCCCGAGGAGGCUGCCACGGGCGCGGAGGAGGACCUGGAUGACAUGGAGCUGAUGGCCAGUCUGGAGGCCGUGGAGGAGGGCAGUCUAGACAGCGGCUACAGGAGCGCCAGUGUGCUCUCCAGCGCCCCCAGCGGGCCGUCCGGCUACAGGAGCGCCAGUGUGCUCUCCAGCGGGCCCAGCAGGCCGUCCUCUCAACAGCAUGUCCCUUUGGAGGACUCUGCCUGGGGAAGCCCUGAGGAAGACUUCCCCGACGAUGACAUUCCCCUGGACGAGCUGGACAGUGUGUUAUCCCAGCAGCACGUGUCACAGGAGGCCGGGCAGGGCGACGUGCUCUCCCCUCCCGAACCCACCCUCACCAUCUCCCCACAGCUGUCUGCACUAAGACCAUCAGCAUACACUCCCAGCCCUCAGCAGGAACACCCCUCACGUCCUGCUCCGUCUCAGCCUGCUCCGCUGAGGGCCGCAUACACUCCCAGCCCUCAGCAGGAACUCUCCUCACGUCCUGCUCCGUCUCAGCCUGCUCCGCUGAGGGCCGAUAGGGGCUCUGACACCGUCUCAGAGGCAGAGCAGGCAGUGGGUUGGGACAGUCCCCCGUUCUCGUACCUGUUGAAUCUGCAACUGAGCGGAAAUGGAGGGACACCCAGGGAGGUGCGUGUCCAUGCCUUCGUGGUGACCCUGAAAGGCAGCAUGCGCAGCGCGGGCGGCCACUGGAGCCUGGACGUCUGCAUCUCCGACGGCUCCGCCUACGUGGACGCGGAGAUGGGCGACGGCGUGCUGGCGGAGCUGAUCGGCUUCUCCGCAGCGGAGGCGCGCGCCCUGAGACGAACCCCCGAGGGGCAGGCGCAGGUCAACCUGGGCAUUCAGCGUUGCCAACGGGCACUCGUGGACAUGUGUGGCAUCAUGACCCUGCGGACUGACCCUCAGCAGGCACGCCCCCUGGUGCUCGGGGUGAAAUCGGCCACCCAGAGUGACUGUCUUGCCCUGCAGCAGCGGGUAGAGCUCAGGAGAGCCCACCGCUAGAGGAGUGCCGACCGGCUGAAGUGUGGGCACAAGAGGCGCUUAACGGCUAAAAUUAGAGAUAUGUCUCGGACCAUCGCACACACUUGAUAAUGAUGUUAAACCUGUUGCCCAAAAGCAUUAUCCAGUUACCAAGUGGUGGUAGAUACCUCCAAUCAGUCUCACGCGACGCACUACGGGAUUAGCCACAGCCUUGAAGGUGCUACAUGGGGUUGGACACUUUAUUUACAGAGCAGUGGACUUUGAGUUCUUGGUUUGGCUUCCUUACACAGAAGUGUUUCUCCCACUUGCAUCUCAGUGUCAAAAGUUUAAUGUAAAAUAUUGUUCAGAUAAAUGGUGUGUACAGUUGCUUGGAUAAGUGUUUGGAAUUUGAACCUAUUUUAUUUUUUUUAAAUUGAUUAAACAGUUUAAUGUA
Molecule: messenger RNA, 2647 nt
Organism: Clupea harengus (Atlantic herring)
Lineage: Eukaryota; Metazoa; Chordata; Actinopteri; Clupeiformes; Clupeidae
Gene: rmi1
Product: RMI1, RecQ mediated genome instability 1, homolog (S. cerevisiae)
Biological process (GO): resolution of meiotic recombination intermediates; double-strand break repair via homologous recombination
Cellular component (GO): nuclear body; RecQ family helicase-topoisomerase III complex
Molecular function (GO): nucleotide binding
Source: RefSeq, a predicted model, not a curated record